CCAGUCUUGCACAGUGGAACCUGCCAAGAUUGAAGGGAGGGCAAGUACUAUGGCUUCAUAACAAAGAUAAAAGCCUCAGACCAUCAGAGUCUGCAUGAGGGACGAAGAGUUAAGCAGAAUAACACCAGAGAUUCAUCAAGAAAUAGUUUGCAACAGAAACAAAAAAAGAAUAUAAGAAAUAUUCAAGAUAACGUGAUAGUUUUACUUUUCAUUUAAGACUGUAAAACUUUGACAAAAUCAGAUAUGAAUCUGAAUGAAAGGAGGAGUGAACACUUUGUAGAAGAGAUGCUACUCAUAACAUCUCAGAAUCUGCCUCUGAUCGAAAUGAAAGAUAAUUACACCCUUAUCAAGGAGCUGGGCAGUGGUUCAUACGGACGUGUGCUUCUUGCAAUGAACCAAUCAGAAGGCAAUCUAAUGGCUCUAAAGUUCAUGAAGAAGAGUAACACAGACCUCCGUGGCUUCCUUGUUGAGUACUGUGUAUCCCUUAGCCUCUCUGAUCACCCCUGCAUUAUUGGAACCUUUAACAUUGCUUUUCAAACAGACCUGCACUAUGUCUUUGCUCAAGAGUUGGCAACUGAUAACCUCUUCUCCCUCAUGAAACCCCAGGUAGGUGUUCCUGAGAUGCCAGUUAAACGAUGUGCUAUUCAGCUCUCCAGUGCUUUGGAGUACAUGCACAUGAAAGGACUUGUUCAUCGUGACAUCAAACCUGAAAAUGUCCUAAUCUUUGACAAGGAAUGUCGCCAGAUUAAGUUAACUGACUUUGGACUUUCUUGCACAAAGGGCACACCAGUGGAAUCAAUGCCUGAAAAUUUACCCUAUACAGCACCAGAGAUGUGCAUUCUGGGAUCAGCAGACAAAUUGAUUGCACAAACUAGCUUAGACAAUUGGGCAUUUGGGGUACUCCUUUUUUGUGUCCUAACUGGAUACUUUCCAUGGAAUUCUGCUUUGGCAUCUGAUAAACAUUAUGUAGAAUAUGCUAAAUGGCACAAAAGCAGUAGAAUAUUCCAAACGCCAACUCAAUGGAAAGUUCUUAGCACAGAAGCUAUAGAAAUGUUAAAGAAAUUUUUGACACCAGAGCCAGUUCAAAGAUAUCCAUGCAAAGAAGUGAUGAACUAUCUGAAGACCCCUUGGAAAGUUAGCCUAGAAAAUAAAAAUAUCAAUCUUGGAAGAGGAAGACUGGAUAAUGCCAACUACCUACGUGGUAGAAUAGACAACAGAAACUGCAAUAUAAGGAAACCACGAUGAAAACAGAACAAUGUAAGUUCUGGUUUUGUAAUCGGAUGUUCAGCAGACCUUGGUGAACCCUUACAAUACUGACUUGUAAGCCACCAAAAUGAAGCUUAGAAGCUCAUAAUGGACAGUAGUCAAAUGUUGCAGUACGGCAUCAUGAGAAGUAGAUUUAAGAGUUUGUGACAUCACUUACUUUUAUUACUGUUACAGAACAGUAAUACAGGAGUAUUCUACAUAAUGUUCAAUGAGAAUGUGAAACCAGCCUAAAAAAGCUGUAUAUUUAACUUAAUUAGAUCAAUACAUAAAAGGCAUUUAUAAAAAAAACAAGAAAGAUCCUUUAGAGCGAUAGAAUAUAGAAGGCAUACAGUUAUAUUAAAUGAAAGUUAAAGGGAUAUUUAAUCAAUGUUCCAAUUUAGUUCAAUUUACUUCUCAAGCUUCAAAUUGCAUGCUCUAUCAGAAUCUUGAAAGGAAUGUCCCUUUAAGGGUAUUAAUCUUUAUAUUCUCAUGUCUCUGUCGUUCAACUGUAUGGAAGAGACCAAAAAGAUAACAGAACCAAUGUUGCUUAAAAAAUAUUUUCUAGUGUAAAAAUGAAAUUGCUAUUUCAUUAGAGAGCUUAAUUUAAAAAAAAAUCCUUCAGUUCACCAUGAAUUUAUCUUCCUCAAAAGGGUUAAACACAUAGUAAAAGUUGCAUUUCUAGAACACCUUCAUUCUGCUUAGAGUAUACACAAAAAUGCCUGCUUCUCAUUUGCUCUGCAUGUGGCGCUGGAGCAUGUUUCACUAUGGAUUUAACCCCUUAAUAGAGGUAAAUUUUAAAAGAACAUAUUAUUUUUAAUAAAGUGUCCCAAAGAAAUAACUUUUUAAUUUAUUUAAUAUAUUUACAAUAGAAAUUCUCUUCACAAUGAAACAGCCUCUGCAAAUGAUCUUCAUUUCAACAAAUCCAAAAUUAUCAAAAAGAAAUAUAUUUAAACAGACCCACUUAAAAUUAUGUGAUUUUAUGGACCAAACACUUUUAUUAGAAUAUAAUUUUGACCAUAAGUUUGUAAACCUUUUGCCCAGUUUGUAUUGAGUGUUUAUUGAUCUUUAUAUAGUUCAGCUUUAUAAUCUUUUAGUUACUUUUACACUGUUGUUUAAUAAUUUUCAAUAAAAAAAUUCUCUUUAAAAAAUAAA
Messenger RNA from Bombina bombina (fire-bellied toad), 2397 nucleotides. Its product is annotated as serine/threonine-protein kinase SBK1-like. Lineage: Eukaryota; Metazoa; Chordata; Amphibia; Anura; Bombinatoridae. The transcript has 4 exons. Gene Ontology annotation, biological process: peptidyl-threonine phosphorylation; peptidyl-serine phosphorylation. The coding region runs from base 244 to 1245 and encodes 333 amino acids. The record is from RefSeq and is a predicted model, not a curated record. Gene Ontology annotation, molecular function: ATP binding; protein serine/threonine kinase activity.